Messenger RNA from Gadus morhua (Atlantic cod), 3937 nucleotides. RefSeq names its product G protein-coupled receptor 156 (gene gpr156). Gene Ontology annotation, cellular component: membrane; G protein-coupled receptor heterodimeric complex. The coding region runs from base 367 to 2673 and encodes 768 amino acids. Lineage: Eukaryota; Metazoa; Chordata; Actinopteri; Gadiformes; Gadidae. The record is from RefSeq and is a predicted model, not a curated record. The transcript has 11 exons. Gene Ontology annotation, molecular function: G protein-coupled GABA receptor activity. Gene Ontology annotation, biological process: G protein-coupled receptor signaling pathway; gamma-aminobutyric acid signaling pathway.
ACACGCACACACAGUCACCACCGCCCUCAUGACACACGCUUCCUCCUCCGGAUCAGACUCUCAGCUCGUUAAACUCCUCCAGCCUAUAGCGAGCGUUUCCUGAGCGGCGGGAACGCGUUUACACACCGCGCUCUGCGGUCAUAGAGUCAGACAUCAACCAGCCUCUCUCGGGGUUAGAUCUGCUCCACACGGCUCGGUGUUAGUCGGUGUUGUGCUCCAACCGCUCUCUGAUCAGUGAUCUUACCUCCAGAAUGUGACCGCCGCUUUGGGAGUUUUUGCGCCAAGAUGGAGAAAGAGCGACGCGCCGGUGGAGGGACCGCGGCGCGGAGACCCAGGAUGUGUGUGUGAGGGGCGGAGCCGGCAGCCAUGGAGCCCGAGCUGAACUGCAGCUCCUGGGACUCUGCUCUGGGCCCCCUCCCGCCCGGGAUCACCAGGCAGGACGCCCGGGACCUCCUGCACAGACUCUGUACCCUCAGAACGCCCCCCACCCGCCCCCCCCUCUCCCCGGCGCUGUGUGCGGUGGUCUGGACUCUGCUCUCCGCGGGGGUCCUGCUGGCGUUGGGCUUCCUGCUCUUCACCCUGCGCUUCAGGAACAACCGGAUAGUGAAGAUGUCCAGUCCCAACCUGAACAUCCUCACUCUGAUCGGGAGUGUCCUCACCUACUUCAGCGGCCUCCUCUUCUCGGUGGAAGGUCUUUGGCCCCGCGGAGCCUCCACCUCCGUUAUCCAGGCUCGGACCUGGGCCCUCUGUGUGGGCAGCACCCUGGUGUUCUGCCCCCUCCUCGGGAAGACCUGGCGGCUGUACCGAGUGUUCACCCAGCGCCUCCCCGACAAGAGAGUGAUCAUCAGGGACCUCCAGCUGAUGGGCUUGGUGGGGCUGUUGGCUCUGCCCGACGUGCUGCUGCUGACCUGCUGGGGCCUGGCCGACCCCCCGCGCUGCUCCCGCUCCCUCACCGCCGUCCUCCAGGUGCUGGGGGAUGGCGUGGCGUUCUCGCUGACCCACCAGGCCUCCUGCUCCUCCCUGUACCCGGAGCUCUGGCUCGUCCUCAUCGUAGUGAUGAAGGGGGGUCUCCUCCUCUACGGGACCUACCUGGCCGGCCUCACCAGCAACGUGAGCCACCCCCCCGUCAACCAGUCGCCCACCAUCAUCACGGCCGUCGCCCUGGCAACGCUGUCGGCGGCGGCGGUGCUCCUGGUCUCCGUCCUGCUGCCGGCCUGGCCCAACCUGGUGUACGGCGCCGUGGCCGCGGCCAUCUUCACCUGCACCACGGCCACCAACUGCCUGCUCUUCAUCCCCCAGAUCACACAGUCCCGGCGGUUCGAGGAGGAGAGCAGCUCCCCUGCUCAGAUGGCCAAGUUCUUCAGCAGCCCCAGUAAGAGCCAGGGGUCGUGCUACAGCCAGGACGAGGUCCACUACCUACUGGGGGAGAACUGCUCCAUGAAGAGGCUGCUGAACGAGAAGAACGCUGUGAUCGACGGCCUCCAGGAGCAGGUGACCAACGCCAAAGACAAGCUGCUGCGUCUGGUGAGCUCCAGCCAGCCCCGCCCCCCUGGCCCCGCCCUGGACUCCGCCUCCACCCAGAGCACGGGGGCGGGGCCCUCCGACGGCCCCGGGACCCCUCCCCCUGGCAGGGGCCCCCCGCCCUCCUCUCCUCCCGUCCCAGCCCCCACCGGGGUCCCCCUCCCCCCCGGGCCCCCGUUCGGCCUCGGGCCCCCCCCUCUCCCCGUGGAGCAGGCGAGGGGGGGGCCACAGGGGGCGGGCCCUCAGGCCGGCUCCGUGGAGCCCGGGGCCAGAGACCCCAGGGUAGGCGGGCGGGGCCCCGUGGCCCCCGAGCCGCCCCGGCCCGCUGGGGGGUCGGUGACGUCGACGGGGGGAGAGCGGUCUGUGCCCCCCUCGGACCGGGCGUGGCCCCCCCUCGGCCUGGGGGGCUUCGUCAGCAGCCUGCAGCUGCAGGAGGUCCUGCAGGAGCUGAGCGCGGCGGCCGCCCUGUCGGGGGGCCCCCCCGGGGGCCCCCUGCCGCACGUCUUCACCGACGCCUCCCUCCUCACGCCCCUCCCCCUGCCGGCGCCCUGGACCCCGCCCCCCCCGGGGCUGUUCGGCAGCGUCUCCCCCCACGCCAUGAGGCGGCGCCGGCCCCCCUUCCGCCCCGGGCGGGGGGGGCCCCCUCCCUUCUUCCUCCCGGGCCUCAGCCCCGCCCCCGGCCCGGGGAGAAGGAGGGGCGCCCCCGCCGGACCCCGAGACCGGAGGAAACUGAGCCCCACGUCGCCCCCACGCCACGCCCUGCCAGGGGCCCCCCCCUCCGGCCUGGGCAGCAGGGGGGAGGGGGGGGGGGGAGGGGGAGGAGGGGGAGGAGGAGGAGGGGCAGAGGAAAGCGGGAGAGAGAGGCUGGGUGGGCAGAAGGGGGCCGGCGUGUGGCCCCGGAGGGGGGUCUGCAGGGACCGCUACGGGUCCUGGGACUCGGACUCCAGCAGCUCCGCGGACUACGGGCCGUACCAUCGGCCGUACUGCGACGCCUGCCUGCAGCGCGGCUCGCUGCUCAGCUCCUCCUCCUCCUCCGACGAAGACGAGGACGAGGACGAGGAGGACGAUGGGGAGUACGGGGGCUACAGCGGCCUCUACCGCGGCCCCCGCCCCGUCAUCUUCAAGGAGGACCUCACACCCACCUUUGUGUGAAGCCAGCCGUGCACAGGCGAGCACAAACAUGAUCACAAACACACACGCACACAAACAUGAUCACACACACACACCCGCACACAAACAUGAUCACACACACACACGCAUGCACACACAGACAUGCGCACACACAGAGGCGCACACACACACACACACACACACACACACACACACACACACACACACACACACACACACACCCCCCCACCCUGCCCCCCUCCUCCAGGCCUGCAGGGUACUCCCCAGCGUUCCGUUGGGAACGAACCUCAACCCGACCGGACUCGAAGCAGCAUCGAUGCAUCAGCGUUAGGGUCAGGGUGUGUGCCUCCAGACCCUCUCUGGUCCAGAACAGGGGUCCGGUCUGACCCCCCCCGGACCCUGGGGGCUACGGAUCGGUCCCCAGGCUGGGUCAGCCCUGGGGAGCUGCUGGUCCCAAUGGGAACGCUCAGAGGAGCCACGCUUUGUAACGCUCACAGUUAUCCCAGGGGAUGUGAGAAUAACACAUACAUUCUGCAUAUUGACAGUUUUUAAAAUAGCGUUCAGUAGUCUACAAACCGUUUUCUAAUCGUAGUAGUAUCAUGUGUCCACAAGCCCUCACUGCGUUGGGAGGAGGGACAGGGUGAGUGAGUGUUGACAGGCCUCACACCAGCGACACCACCUGAGGGAUUAAUUAAACCAGUUAACGAUGCUCUGAGCCGGUCCUGACGGUCUCCGACUGAAGAAGGUGCCUCUAAACGUGUUUUUUUUUAUUGUGAAUGAAUGUUCUCUGAUGACCUCUGACCUCCACUCGCGCUCCAAAUCAACCGGGAGAGAUGACACGGAGUCCAGGGACACUGGUCCCAGAGAACGGACUGGUCUCCCAUGACGACCGUCUCCAGGGACACUGGUCCCAGAGAACGGACUGGUCUCCCAUGACGACCGUCGCCAGAGGGGCUGCACAUGUAUUUAUUUAUUUAUUUAUAGACGUUUUAAGUGUCUGUUUUUUUCAUACGAAUCGAAAUGACCAAGCUUAUAAUAAAAACAUGAAAAAUAAAUGGAAUGUUUGAUGGUUGCAGGGAGAGCAAGAGAGAGAGAGAAAGGGUGAAAUUACCUUUUUGUUUUAUUUGUGAAUAAAUAUUACAGUAUAAUGUUACAUCAUUUUCCCAGUAUGACGUACAAAGGCCAUCGACCAAUCACAGAACGACCGUACAAGUUGGACGAGGAGCGCUCAGCCCCUUCCUCAUCAGGCUAGCGGGAUGAAUCUAUGAAUCAAUAUGCACAUUAA